Messenger RNA from Cydia splendana, 1346 nucleotides. RefSeq names its product somatomedin-B and thrombospondin type-1 domain-containing protein-like. The coding region runs from base 51 to 872 and encodes 273 amino acids. The transcript has 5 exons. Lineage: Eukaryota; Metazoa; Arthropoda; Insecta; Lepidoptera; Tortricidae. The record is from RefSeq and is a predicted model, not a curated record.
CUCAAAACAACGUUCCAAAUUUAAAACUUCAAAACGUUCCAAAUUUAAAAAUGUUCCGUUACUGGUUGUGUUUUGUUUUUUUCUUGGCGGGUAACUGCGGCGCGAAUAACUGUAGGGACGCCAACCUUUGCUGUCCGGGGCGGGACAGUGCCUGUGUGGUGCAGAAGGCGCACCAGAACGCGAUAAUUGAGGAUUUGACGGACAAGCCGUGUUACUGUGACCAUGCGUGCUUGAAGUUGGGAGACUGCUGUUCGGAUUUUAGAGAAACUUGCGGAGUGGUCGACUGCGACGUAUCGCCCUGGGGCUCGUGGUCGACAUGCGACACGCGCUGCGGCGCCGGCAGCAUGGUGCGCACGCGUCGCGUAAUUCGCUCCCCGGCGCGAGGCGGCCGCCAUUGCCCCUCGUUGGUGCAACGUCGCGCGUGUCAGGAGCAUCAAGGGUGUCCGCAUGACAGCAUGCUGAUGCAGCGAGAUGAGACGGCGAUGAUUCUGCCCGGCGCUUUGUCAGUGAGCCGCCACUUCAACGCGACCUCCGACAUCCGCAAGAAUCUGCGUAUGCGCAACCCGGACGACCCCGAAGCCAACGCGCACAGAGAAUACUGCGUGGAGUUUCAAGUGACCAAGGUAUCGAAAGCCUGCCACCUGGACUCGGACUACAAGGCGCUGAGAGAAGGCGAGAAAGUGUGCGUACUCUGCGAGGCCGCAGCCCUGCGUCGCGACCUAAAAUGGCGGUGCGGCGGGCACGGCGUCACCGGCCACUCCACCCGUUUCUACGCGCUGGUGGCGCCCCACUGCCGCGGGAAGUGGCAGCGCGCCGGCAGCCCGGACAAGCGCGACCACUGCUGCGCCAACCCUAACUUCAUAUUCGUGUAAAUGCUUAGCUAGAUUAACUUGUAAUGUAUGAGUUAUUUGACAUUCAAUGAAAUCAGGUUCUUAGAUUGGCUUGUCUUAGUUGACUUGAUGGUAAUCACAUUUUUGUAAAAAAAAAUCAUUUAAACAUGACCGCUUAGUGCUUUUUAAGAGUUACUUUUUUUGUAAAAUCCACAGCAAUGUAAAAAACUCGUGGGUAUAAGUGACAGUCAUCACUACUGCGCUUCGCUCUAAUAUGUCUAUUAAAAAACCGGACAAGUGCGAGUCGGACUCGCCCACCGAGGGUUCCGUACUUUUUAGUUUUUUGUUGUUAUAGCGGCAACAGAAAUACAUCAUCUGUGAAAAUUUCAACUGUCUAGCUAUCACGGUUCGUGAGAUACAGCCUGGUGACAGACGGACGGCCGGACGGACGGACAGCGGAGUCUUAGUAAUAGGGUCCCAUUUUACCCUUUGGGUACGGAACCCUAAAAAUGUUAA